AUGCAAGAGUCUUUCGCCUCCGGGCAAGACAUCGGUGCCAGUCUUUGCGUCAAUAUCGACGGUGAGGACGUUGUAGACAUCUGGGGGGGGUUCACCGAUGCAUCAAACAAGAAGCCAUGGGCCAAGGAUACACUGGUGAACGUCUUCUCAACCACGAAGCUAGUCACCAAUCUGGCGGCUCUGAUGCUGAUCUCGCGUGGAGUGCUCCGCCCCGAGGACAAGGUUUCCCAGCACUGGCCUGAGUUUGCAGCGAAUGGGAAGUCUGAGGUCACAGUUGGCCAGGUGCUAACCCACACAGCAGGUCUCAGCGCGUGGCAGGACGACAUGACACUGGAGGACAUCUGUGAUACCAGGGAGGCAACUGACAAGUUGGCUCGCCAGAAAACUAUGUGGACUCCCGGAACUAAGAUGGGCUACCAUGGUUUGACGCAGGGAUUCCUUGUGGGGGAGCUGGUGCGAAGGAAGACGGGAAUGUCUAUCGACGAGUUCAUCAAGGAGGAGAUUUGUCGACCGUUGGGAGUCUGGACGGACUUCCAGCUUGGCUGUCGCGAGGAAGACUGUCGCCGCGUGGCCCCCGUUGUGCCUCCACCGGGACCUUCGAUCCAGGAACUUCUUAGCCAACAGGUUGGAUAUGACCCAGACUCCAUCCUCGCGCGAACGCUCUGUAACCCCUCGCCCCUAGCCGAGGACGCCAACACGGCGCUGUGGCGAUCCAGUGUCCUAGGUUCAGUCAACGGCCACACAAACGCCAGGACACUAGUCAAGAUCCUCUCCUGCUACUCGCUCGGCGGCAUAUGCGCGGGAGGUGCCCAUCGCCUCCUCUCCCCUGAGACGGUGGACUUGGCCCUUUCAGAACACGCCAAGGGAACGGAUCUAGUCACAGGGCGGAGCGGGAGGCGCGGACUUGGGAUUUAUCUCACCGGGCCUGGGUCUGGGAUCGUUGAAGAUCAGCUGCCGAAUGGCAAGGUUGGAUGGGGUAGCGGAUGGGGUGGAUCGAUGGUGGUUGUGGAUCGUGAUAGGAGGCUCACAAUUGCGUAUACGAUGAACAGAAUGCUAAAUACAGCACAUCCUUCCCCAGCUGCAUAUAUUCAGGCCAUUUAUGACAUUCUUGGGGUUACACUUCCUCAAAGAAUUUGA
This is a messenger RNA of Fusarium subglutinans, 1137 nucleotides long. Its product is annotated as mest1. The transcript has a single exon. Lineage: Eukaryota; Fungi; Ascomycota; Sordariomycetes; Hypocreales; Nectriaceae. The record is from RefSeq and is a predicted model, not a curated record. Bases 1 to 1137 code for a protein of 378 amino acids.